Messenger RNA from Salarias fasciatus (jewelled blenny), 1084 nucleotides. RefSeq names its product ribosomal protein L5b (gene rpl5b). Gene Ontology annotation, cellular component: cytosolic large ribosomal subunit; ribosome. Bases 124 to 1017 code for a protein of 297 amino acids. Gene Ontology annotation, molecular function: structural constituent of ribosome; 5S rRNA binding. Gene Ontology annotation, biological process: translation; ribosomal large subunit assembly. Lineage: Eukaryota; Metazoa; Chordata; Actinopteri; Blenniiformes; Blenniidae. The transcript has 8 exons. The record is from RefSeq and is a predicted model, not a curated record.
UCUUCCGGUGACACAGUAUUUACAGAGCAUGCGCAGACAGGUCUUCCUUUUCCCGGUGCAGCGGAGUCCUGCUCCUGUCUGAAGCUCCGGGCUCCUUCAUAAGGAGACUGAAAGACUGCAGAAAUGGGGUUUGUUAAAGUGGUGAAGAGCAAGGCCUACUUCAAGAGGUACCAGGUCAAAUUCAGGAGGAGGAGAGAGGGGAAGACGGACUUCUUCGCUCGCAAGCGGCUGGUUGUCCAGGAUAAGAACAAGUACAACACACCCAAGUACCGGAUGAUUGUCCGCUUCUCCAACCGGGACAUCAUCUGCCAGAUUGCCUACGCCAAGAUCGAAGGUGACAUGAUCGUGUGCGCCGCCUACUCCCACGAGCUGCCCAAGUAUGGCGUCAGCGUGGGCCUGACCAACUACGCCGCCGCCUACUGCACCGGUCUGCUGCUGGCUCGCAGGCUUCUGACCAAGUUCAAGCUGGACACGGUGUACGAGGGCCAGGUGGAGGUGACGGGUGACGAGUUCAACGUGGAGAGCAUCGACGGCCAGCCGGGCGCCUUCACCUGCUACCUGGAUGCCGGGCUCGCUCGAACCACCACGGGCAACAAGGUGUUCGGCGCCCUGAAGGGCGCUGUGGACGGAGGGCUGUCCAUCCCGCACAGCAUCAAGCGCUUCCCCGGAUACGACGCCGAGAGCAAGGAGUUCAACGCCGACGUGCACCGCAAGCACAUCAUGGGCAUCAACGUGUCGGAGUACAUGAGCUACCUGAUGGAGGAGGACGAGGACGCCUACAAGAGGCAGUUCUCCCGCUUCAUCAAGAACGGAGUCAAACCGGAGUCGAUUGAAGAGAUGUACAAGAAGGCUCAUGCUGCCAUCCGCGAGAACCCUGUUCAUGAAAAGAAGCCGCCCAAGGAAGUCAAGAAGAAGAGGUGGAACCGUGCCAAGCUCUCCCUGGCCCAGAGGAAAGACCGUGUGGCCCAGAAGAAGGCCAGCUUCCUCCGGGCUCAGGAACAGGAGGCCGCAGAAUGAGCCGCCGCUCUGCCCUGGUCCACACACACACAUUUGUUCUAAUAAAUCAUGGAAAAACAAAAAAAAA